AUGGCAACUGCUGGAAAAAAUGCUGGGCCGUCGCCCUACGAUACGUAUCAGACGUCGUUGACGACGAGAUACUGCAGCCCGGAGAUGGCACGGCUCUUUGGCCAACGCUCUCGCCACUCGCAAUGGCGCAGGCUUUGGUUGCUGCUCGCAGAGUCUGAGAGAGAGCUUGGUAUCCAGACCAUCACGACGGAAGCGCUCGAGCAGAUGAAGCAGCACCUUGAAGUAACCGACCAAGACUUUGAGGUUGCCAGGGCCGAGGAGAAGAUCCGCCGCCACGACGUCAUGGCUCAUGUACACGCCUUCGGAGCUGUUGCGCCUGCAGCGGCUGGUAUUAUCCAUUACGGUGCGACAAGCUGCUUCGUAACUGACAAUGCGGAACUUAUCCUCAUGCGUGAUGCCAUGGACCUUCUCCUCCCAAGACUGGCCAAGGUUGUCUCAAACCUGUGCCAGCUUGCUAGGGAAUGGAAGGCAACACCCACUCUUGCGUACACGCAUUUGCAGCCAGCUCAACUGAUCACAGUUGGCAAGCGGGCAGCUCAAUGGGCCCAAGAUCUCGUUUUCGACCUAGAGAGUAUCGAACACGUUCGCAAUGGGUUACUGCUUCGAGGUGCACAAGGAACUACAGGAACUCAAGCUUCGUUCCUUGAGAUUUUUGGCGGGGACGGCUCCAAGUGUGACCAGCUGAAUGCACUAUUGUGCAAGAAGACCGACUUUCCCGCAUGCUACGAUGUGUCGACGCAAACGUACACCCGCAAGGUCGACCUGCUCGUCGCCAACGCCAUCUGCGGCCUUGGUGCUACGGCGCAAAAGAUUGCCGGAGAUAUCCGCCAUCUCGCCUCGUGGCAGGAAGCAGAGGAGCCUUUCGAAGACAAACAGGUGGGGUCAAGUGCUAUGCCCUUCAAGAGAAACCCGAUGCGUUCAGAGAGGGUCUCUAGCCUUGCCCGAGAGCUUCUGUCCAAGCAGGCAACCACUGCAAACACCCUCGCAGCGCAAUGGAUGGAGCGCUCACUGGACGACAGCGCCGUCCGCAGAAUGGACUUGCCCGAGAUGUUCCUCCUGGCCGAUGCUAUUAUUGGCAGCCUGGACAAUAUCACCGACGGCAUGGUCAUUUACCCCCAGGUAAUUGCGUCGCGUGUUCACCAGCAACUGCCUUUUAUGUGCGCGGAAAACAUCAUCAUGAAGCUCACUGCCAAGGGCAUAUCCAGGCAGGAAGCCCACGAGCAGAUCCGCGUCUUAUCACACCAAGCUGCCCGUGUCGUGAAGUUGGAGGGUAAACCGAAUGAUCUUAUAGACAGGAUCAAGGCUACAGAGUUCUUUCAACCUAUCUGGGCUGAUCUUGACGACAUGCUGAGACCUGAGCUUUAUAUUGGCCGUAGUAUUGAAAUUGUGGAACGAUAUUGUGGUCUGGAAGGUGUAGCAGAGAAGAAGAUCCAACGAUACAGGGCAGUGUUCGAAAAAUCACAAACGACGGAGCUAAAUGUCUGA
Messenger RNA from Metarhizium robertsii ARSEF 23, 1485 nucleotides. Its product is annotated as adenylosuccinate lyase. Bases 1 to 1485 code for a protein of 494 amino acids. Gene Ontology annotation, molecular function: (S)-2-(5-amino-1-(5-phospho-D-ribosyl)imidazole-4-carboxamido) succinate lyase (fumarate-forming) activity; N6-(1,2-dicarboxyethyl)AMP AMP-lyase (fumarate-forming) activity. The transcript is spliced from 5 exons. The record is from RefSeq and is a predicted model, not a curated record. Gene Ontology annotation, cellular component: cytosol. Gene Ontology annotation, biological process: 'de novo' AMP biosynthetic process. Lineage: Eukaryota; Fungi; Ascomycota; Sordariomycetes; Hypocreales; Clavicipitaceae.